Messenger RNA from Cryptomeria japonica (Japanese cedar), 7429 nucleotides. RefSeq names its product pentatricopeptide repeat-containing protein At5g16860. Gene Ontology annotation, molecular function: RNA binding; protein binding; zinc ion binding. NCBI's taxonomy places the organism in Eukaryota, Viridiplantae, Streptophyta, Pinopsida, Cupressales, Cupressaceae. The record is from RefSeq and is a predicted model, not a curated record. The transcript has 3 exons. The coding region runs from base 227 to 5032 and encodes 1601 amino acids. Gene Ontology annotation, biological process: RNA modification.
CUUAAAUUUAAAAAAGUGACAAUUGCUUGAACACCAUUGUUGAUGGUACCCCACAGAAAUGUUGAAGGAAAUUUCUCUCAAAACGCAACUGAGUGUCUCCUAUUGCAGUGUAGAGCCUGUGGCUUGCUUUGAGGGAUCUGUAACUUUAACUCUGAAAAUGAGUAGUUUGAAAAAACAGUUGUUAUCUGUUGGGAAAGUGGGAAGUAUGAUUGGGAGAAAGAAAUAAAUGGCAAUGACGCCGGGCUUAAGGACGAAGAUGGUUACAGUGUUCCAUUGUAGCUUGAUGGAGGCACUUCCCAUUCUAUACCCAUGUACAUAUCUUCAACUGUUUCAGGCCUGCACUCCCAAGAUUGUUCUUUCGGAGGGUAAGCAAAUCCAUUCUCUUACCAAUGACAGGGGAUUUUCAUUUGCUUCGCACACUUUUUUCCAAAAUAAUGUUAUAAACAUGUAUGUGAAAUGCAGUAGUUUGGUAGAUGCUCGUAAAGUUUUUGAGGAGAUGUCAAAACGAGACAUCUUCUCAUGGAAUACGAUCAUUACUGCUUACCGAAGACAUGGAUGCCCUCAAGAGGCAUUGGCAUUGUUUAAUGAAAUGCAACGAACUGGUGUCCAACCUGAUCACUUCACCUUUGCUACUAUCCUCCAAGCGUGCGCCAAACUAGGAGCUUUGGAAAAGGGUAUGAUAAUCCAUCAAAGUAUAAUGGAAACCGAGUUUUCGUCAGAUACUGUGGUAAUUAAUGCCCUCAUAGACAUGUAUGCAAAAUGUGGAAGCAUACACAAGGCACGCGAACUGUUUGACAAGAUUCCUCAAAGAAAUGUUGUCUUGUGGACUGCGAUGUUUGUAGGAUAUGCACAAAAUGGUGCUCUUGAUGAGGCGUCAAAACUUUUUAAAGAAAUGCCUCAACGAGAUGUGGUUUCAUGGUCUGCAAUGAUUGCAGGAUGUGCACAAAAAGGCCUGGUUAAGAAGGCUUUGGAAACUUUUAAUCAAAUGCAAUUGGCAGGUGUAAAACCAAAUACUACAAUCUUUGCCAGUGUCGUCUCGGCCUGUGCCAAAGUGGGAGCAUUGGAACAGGGCAUGGAGUUUCAUCGAGGAAUUAUUGAAAGCGGAUUUUUAUCGGUUGUCUUAGUUGCAAAUGCCCUGAUAGACAUGUAUGCAAAAUGUGGAAUCAUACAGAAGGCCCGGAUUCUAUUUGACAAAAUGCAUAAAAAAGAUGUGAUCUCAUGGAAUGCGAUGAUUGCAGGAUAUGCACAAAAUGGUGUUCUUGAUGAGGCUUCAAGGCUUUUUGUAGAAAUGCCUCAACGAGAUGUCGUCUCAUGGUCUGCGAUGAUUGCAGGAUAUGCACAAAAUGGGCUUGCUGAAAAAGCCUUGGAGACUUUUAAGCAAAUGCAAUUGGCAAUUGUAAAGCCAAACUCCACAACCUUCGCUAGCAUCCUCACGGCCUGUGCCAAAAUGGGAGCUUUGGAACAAGGUAUUGAGAUCCAUCAAAGUAUAACCGCGAGUGGACUUCUGUCAGAUGUUGUAGUUACAAGUACCCUUAUAGACAUGUAUGCUAAAUGUGGAAGCAUGGAUAAGGCACAGGAACUGUUUGAUAAGAUGGCUCAAAGAAAUGUGGUCUCCUGGACUACGAUGUUCACAGGAUAUGCACAAAAUGGGCUUGUUGAAAAAGCCUUGAAAACUUUCAAGGAAAUGCAAUUGGCAGGUGUAAAGCCAGACCCCACAGCUUUUGCCAGCGUCCUCCCAGCCUGUGCCAAAAUAGGAGCUCUGGAACAGGGUAUGGAGUUCCAUCAAAGAAUAAUUGAAAGUGGAUUUAUGUCUAAUGUCUCAGUUGUUGAUGCCCUGAUAGACAUGUAUGCAAAAUGUGGAAGCAUACAGAAAGCACGCGAACUGUUUGAUAAAAUGUCUGAACGAGAAGUGGUGUCAUGGAAUGCAAUGAUUGCAGGAUAUGCAAUGCAUGGAUAUGGCAAGGAUGCUCUCAAACUCUUUGACCUAAUGAAGUAUUCAGGAACACACCCUGACCACGUAACCUUCAUUGGUGUUUUAUUUGCAUGCAGCCAUGCAGGUCUAGUGAACGAGGGCUGUAAUUACUUAAAUACUAUAAAUGAGUCUUAUUCCAUUAUACCUGACAUUGAUCAUUAUGUAUGCACGGUUGAUCUUCUUGGCCGUGCUGGUUAUCUUGAGGAAGCACUAAACUUUAUCAUCAAAAUGCCAAUUAAACCUGCAGUGGUUGUGUGGAUGUGCUUGCUUGGCUCUUGUAAAUCACAUAAAAAUUUAAGAUUAGGAGUAUUUGCAACAGCUCUCCUUUUGGAGCUGGAUCCUAAAAACGCUGUGCCUUAUGUUCUCCUGUCAGACAUCUAUACAAAAGUGGGCAGAUGGGGUGAUGUUCAGAAGAUACGGAGUUUGAUGAAAGAUAGAGAGAUUAAAAAGAUACCUGGGUGCAGUUGGAUUGAAGUUCAUAAAACGGUACAUGCUUUUUGUGUAAGAGACAAAUACACAGCUUCGAAUACAGGAGAUCUUUGCAGAAAUGGAGAAACUGUCCUGGGAGAUGAUUUUUUGGAAGCAGAGGCUGUACUAGCGAUGGCUGUUUCUCUUUCCUCUUCCUCUGUCUCCACCAUUACCAAUAUCAGCGUCAACAGGUAUACGAUUCCAACGAUUUCAACCAUACAAAACAAGGAUUUCAUCCGCACGCUCACUCUUAAUCCGCAUGAAGAGUGGGCUCGUCUCCUUCAAGCUUGCUCUCAAAGCAGAAAUUUGCUAUUGGGUAAACAGGUUCAUGCCCAUUUAAUUAAAUCAGAAUCCAAUUUGGGUACUUAUAUUUGGAACAAUCUCCUGAAUAUGUAUGCAAAAUGUGGGGAUUUGGAUGAUGCCUGCCAAGUGUUUGAAAAUUUGUCUGAAAGGGAUUUAGUGUCCUGGAAUUGUAUUAUUGCUGCUUGUGUUAAAAAUAGGCAUUAUGAGGACGCUUUAUAUUUCUAUGGGCAUAUGCAAGAGCUCGGUGUGAAACCCAAUCAGUAUACUUUGGGAAGUGUUCUCAAGGCAUGCGCUACUGUUGGGAACCUGGAUCAAGGAGUAGAGAUUCACAAUUAUAUUGCUCAAAGUGGAACUAAGUUGGAUGUGUUUGUUGGAAGCGCACUUAUUGAUUUGUAUGCCAAGUGCGGUAGUGUUGGUGACGCCAAAAUAGUCUUUGAGGGAAUGAUGGAGCGGAAUGCAGUCACAUGGAAUACAAUGAUCACCAUGUAUGAUCAGAAUGGACAUAGCGAGGAAGCCCUUGAAUUGCUUUCUACUAUGCGACGAGCUGGUUUGAAACCUGACAGGUUUACCUUUGCUAGCAUUCUCAGAUGUUGUGCCACUCUUGCCCUUCCAAAUCACAGUAAAAUAUUUCAUGCUGAUGUUAUCAAGAAUGGAUUUUUGUCUGAUGUCUUUGUGGGCAGUGCCCUUGUGGAUGCAUAUGCGAAAUCGCAGAACAUGGAGGAUGCGUGCCAAGUAUUUGGUACUCUGUCAAAUAGGAAUAUAGUUUCAUGGAAUGCUAUCAUUGCAGGAUAUAACCAAAUUGGACAGGGGUGGGAGGCGCUGAGAUUUUUUUGUCAAAUGAAAAAGGCUGGCGUGAAACUAGACCACUUCAGCUUUGCUAGCCUUUUAAGUGCUUGUGCUGCCAUGGGAGCUCUAAAAAUUGGGGAGGUAAUUCACUGUGAAAUCGUCAAAACUGGGUCUGAGUUGCAUGUCUUUGUUGGCAGUGCUCUUGUAGACAUGUAUGCAAAAUGUAAGAGCAUGGCAAGCGCACAGCGUCUGUUUGACAAAUUGCCUACGCGGAAUUUGGUAACAUGGAAUGCUAUGAUUAUAGGGCAUGCCCAUAAUGGACAUGGCGUAGAUGCCUUGAAACUAUUUUCUGAAAUGCUACAAAUCAAGGUUGAACAAGACCAUUUCACGUUCACCAGUGUGCUCAAAGCAUGCACUACCCUAACAACUCUAGAAGGUGGCAAGCAGAUUCAUGCAUUUAUCAUCAAAGCUGGACUUGAGGCAUGUGUAGUUGUGGGAACUGCCCUUGUUGACAUGUACGCCACAUGUGGGAGUUUGGCAGAUUCUUAUGAAGUCUUUGAUAGAAUGCCUGAACGAAAUGCAAUCUCAUGGACUGCAAUGAUUGGAGGGUAUGCUCAACAUGGCCACAGCAAGGAGGCCCUUGAACUCUUCGAGCAAAUGCAAGAGGAAGGCAUACAACCAAGCAAGGUCACGUUUAUUUGUAUUCUCUCUGCAUGCAGCAACAUGGGGCUAGUGGAUGAAGGUCGCAUUCAUUUUGAUUCCAUGGCCCAACUUUAUGGCAUCAUGCCUGAGAUGGAGCAUUAUGCCUGCAUGGUUGCUAUGCUUGGUCGUUCUGGCCAACUUGAUGCAGCUCUCAACUUUAUUGCAGAUAUGCCUUUUACCCCUGGUACUUCAGUUUGGCAAUCCAUGCUUGGUGCCUGCAGAAUCCAUGGGAAUUUGCAGCUAGGAGAACAAAUUGCAAAACGUAUUCUUGAGAUGAAUCCAGAACAUUCUUCAACAUAUGUCCUCCUUUCCAACAUGUAUGCUGCAAAUGGCAGGUGGAAUGAUGUUGAAAAGGUAAGGAACAUGAUGAGAAAUAGAGGGGUGGUGAAGGUUCCAGGUUGCAGUUGGAUUGAGGUAAAAAACAGGAUAUAUACAUUCUUUGUGAAAGAUACAUCUCAUCCACAUACAAAAGAGAUUUAUGCAAAGUUGGAGGAAUUGACUUUGUUUCUGAAAAGUGCAGGUUAUGUACCCGACACAAAUUUUGUGUUGCAUGAUGUGGAAGAGGAGCAAAAGCAAACCUUUCUGUCCUAUCACAGUGAAAAACUUGCAGUUGCUUUUGGGCUUAUCAACACCACACCAGGUUCACCUAUUCGAGUUGUGAAAAAUCUUCGUGUGUGUGGCGAUUGCCAUACUGUGAUGAAGUUUAUUUCAAAGCUUAUGGACCGAGAGAUUUUCAUGAGAGAUAACAAUCGCUUCCAUCAUUUUAAGAGUGGAAUGUGUUCUUGUGGUGAUUAUUGGUGAUGCCAAGCAGUGCAUUUAAUAAGAUUUUGAGCUGUCUGAAUUAUGCUGCUAGUCGAGAGAUUUUGAAAAGAUGCAUCGUGAGAGAGGAUUUUAUUUGGACAUUCUAGCAAUUUUAAAUAUGAGGACUGGAUAAGGAAACUUUCAUGUCCAAUCAUUAAAUUUUACUUCCCUAGACAGGGUCACUAUGGCUUUCUCAUUCUGCUUUGAUUAGAAUAAUCAUAUGCUUACAUCAAUGGGACGAUAAGUAGAACUUUAAGAAAGCAUCUCGGGAGUGUUACUGCAGUCAUAUUUUUCAAUAGGUGGAAUUCUGUUUUGCUGUACAAUCCUUCACAAGAUCAACUUUUCUUUGGUUCAGACAGCUAAUAUAUCUCUCCAACAAACAUGCUUUGGCUUUAUAGUGGAGUGGCUAUAGCUAGUUAAUACGGUGGAGAAUUCUACGACUGCAAACAAUGCAUAUCUACCUUCUUCGGUAAACAUGAUAUUUAAUGAUCACUUGUAAGGACUUUAAUCAUGCUUAUCAAUCAAUUAGCUCAAGAAACAACAAAAGUUCUAUGCUGUAUCCUUCAACAAUUGAUUGACAGCCUUCCUUUAAAACGUGGCCUUUCUAUCCCACUUCAACAAGAAUGAAUUUCAGUAGGACUCAUUCAAGCACAUGCACAAACAUCUGUUUUACUUUUCUUGUCCAUCUCCCACGACCAAUCAGAAUACUGUUUCAAGGAAUGCUAUCAUUGCAGGAUGCAACCAAAUUGGAUGGGUGGAACUCUUGGAAGUGCUGAGGUUUUUUGUCAAAUUAAAAAGGUUGGCUUGAAGCCAGAUCAGUUCAGAUGGUAGCCUUUUAAGUGCAUGUUCUGCCAUGGGAACUCUACAAAAUGGGGAGGUGAUCCACUCUGAAAUCGUCAAAACAUAGUCUGAGUUGCAUGUCUUUGUUGGUAGUGCUCUUGUGGACAUGAAUGCAAAUUGCAGGAGCAUGGCAAGUGCAUAGCUUCUCUUUGACAAAUUGCUUACCCAGAAUUCAGUAACAUAGAUGCUAUUAUUAUAGGGUAUGCCCAUAAUAGACAUGGGGCAGAUGGCUUGAACCUAUUUUUUGAAAUGCUGGACUAUUUCACAUUAACCAUUGUGCUAAAAGCAUGCACUGCCUUAACAUUUCUGGAAAGUGGCGGGUGGAUUCAUGUACGUAUUAUCAAAGCUGGACUUGAGACAUAUAGUUGUGGCCCUGUGGGAACUUCCCUUGUUGACAUGCACGCCACAUGUGGGAGUGGCAGAUUCUUAUUAAGUCUUUUGAUAGAAUGCCCGAAUGAAAUGAAAUCUCUUGGACUGCAAUGUUUGGAACUUUGGAGCAUAUGCUCAACAUGGCCACAGCAAGGAGGCUCUGGAACUCUCUGAGCAAAUGCAAGAGGAAGGAAUGCAACCAAACAAGGUUGCCUCUAUUUGUAUUCUCUCUAUGUGCAGCAAUAUAGCCCUAGUGGAUGAAGACUGCAUUUAUUUUGAUUCCAGGACCCAAUUUUAUGGCAUCAUGCCCCAGACGGAGCAUCCUUACUGCAUGGUUGAUAUCCUUGGUUGUUCUGGCCAACUGAAUGCAGCUCUCAAAUUUAUUGCAGAUAUGCUUUCCCACCCUCGAACUUCAGUUUGGCAGUCUAUGUUUAGCGCCUGCAGAAUCCAUGGGACUAUACAGCAAGGAGAAAAGUCAAAAACUGUAUUCUUGAGAUGGAUCCACAGCAUUCUUCAACAUAUAUACUCCUUUCCAAUAUGUGUGCUGCAAAUGGCAGGUGGAAUGAUGUUGAAAAGCUAAGGAACGUGAUGAGAAAAAGGGGGACGGUUAAGGUUCCAGAUUGCAGUUGGAUUAGUGUUAAAAACAGGAUAUACACAUUCUUUGUGAAAGAAAGAUACCACCCGCAUACAAAAGAUAUUUAUGCAAAUUUGGAGGAAUUGACGUUGUUUAUGGAAAGUGCAGGCUAUGUACCUGACAGAUUUUGUCUCAUGAUGUGGAAGAACAGCAAAAGAAAACCUUCUGUCUCAUUAUAGUGAAAAACUUGCUGUUGCUUUUGGGGUUAUUGACACCUCACCAGGUUCACCUAUUUGAGUUGUUAAAAAUCUGCAUGUGUGCACUGUGUGGUGAUUGCCAUACUGCAAUGAAAUUUAUUUCAAAGAUUGUAGAGCUGGAGGAUUUCACGAGGAAUAAUAAUUGGUUGUACCAUCUUAAAAGCGGAAUGUGUUCUUGAGGUGAUUAUUGGUGAUGCCAAGCAAUGUAUUUAUGGUAAAAUAGUUAGUACAUUCAUUAAGGUUGAGUGCAUAUUGAAUGGUAGGGAAUAUUAUUUGGAUAUUGUGGUGAUUUAAAAUGGAGACUGGAUUUCAUGUCCAACCAUUAAAUUUUACUUAACUAGACAGGGCCAUUAAUGU